Molecule: messenger RNA, 1252 nt
Organism: Pelagomonas calceolata
Lineage: Eukaryota; Pelagophyceae; Pelagomonadales; Pelagomonadaceae
Source: the annotation of a GenBank genome assembly
UGGUUGCGCCACUACGCACGUCUGGCCGGCCGCGGUUCGUCGCGCACAGCUAAAGCUGUGCAACAAAAGCAACAGUCCGCAGCUGCUUCGACCCAAGUCACUCGCAAUCUGCAAGAAACGCAGUUAAAAAACAACGUCAUCAUGCAGAGGAUACUCAUCGCCUUGGCCCUCUCCCCGGCCGCGGCGUACGUGACGCCGCUCGCCGCGCGCAAGCCGCUGACGGGCCUGCAGAUGCAGUCCGGCGGGCCUGCAGAGUUGUACAACUCCAAGGGCGUGGCCGUCUCUUCGUCGACGACGGCGCUGCCGGAAGUCGUCGCCGAGGAUGAAGUGAUUGAUCUCAAGCCGGAGGCCGUCGAGGCCGUUGUGGUCGGCGAGGAGAAGGCCGAGGAGCCGGCGGCGCCGGAGCCCAAGGCCGAGGAACCCAAGGCUGAGGCGGCGCCGGAGUCGGCCAAGUACAAGGGCGUCGACGGCAUCGAGAACACGCGCGCGACGCUCGUCGGCAACGCAAGCAGAGACCCGGGCGCAUUGGUCUUCCACCGGAACAAGGACCAGAAGUACGCCACGAUCUACACGGAGCUCGAGAAAUUCUUCCCGGGCGUCUGCCCUGAAUUACCUAGACCGGCCCUCUUGGACGGCACGCACCCGGGCGACUACGGUUUUGAUCCCGCGGGCUUCUGCACGACGAACGCCGAGCUCUACAACCAGAUGGAGGCGGAAGUGAGACACUGCCGGUUGGCGAUGCUCUGCGCCGCGGGCUGGCCCAUGGCCGAGCUGUGGGGCCAGGACUGGUUCGACGGCUACUUCCUGGCCGACGGCGGCCGCGCGCCGUCCAUCCUCAACGGCGGUCUGAUUUCUGAUGUGCAGUUCCCGCCCCUGCCUACGUUAUUCGUGCUCGGCUUCUUCGCGUUGUAUGGCCAGCAGGAGCUCAAGACGCUGGGCACGCUCAAGUGCCAGACGCUGUACGGGAAUGUGCACAAGAAGGACCUCGAGGGCCUCGGCGAGGAGUGGCCCUGGGGCGUCGCGGGCGACGAGGACUUCGACCCGCUCGGCUUAUAUGGUCUGUUGGGCAACGACGCGGUCGGCCGGUUCACGAUGAGAGAAUUGGAGCUGAACCACGGCCGCGUGGCCAUGCUCGCGGUGCUGUCGUACGUCAUGCUCGAGAGCGUGACGCACGUGCCGGUCGUGCAGCUGACGCCGUUCCUGUUCGGCAAGUGGUACUGGUAGAUAUGUAUCCUUGCUCGUUCUCGUCCCG